AUGAUGAGAAUUAGGGACGAAGUGGAACAUGAGAUAUGGUGGCAACAAAAAGAAGGGACUGCUAGUUUCUGGAUGGACAACUGGACAAAGCAAGGUGCUCUAUAUUUUACUGAACCACAAGGACUAAAUGAGGAGGUGGAAGUGAAGGAAAUGAUCUUGAAUGAACAGUGGAAUACAUCUAGACUACGACAGCUAAUUUUUGAAGAUAUGGUGAAGUGCAUUAUGGAUAACAUUAAUCCUAGAAUGAAGGGAGAAGACAAAGCAUGGUGGAUGGGCAACACACAAGGAGAAUUCACUGUUAAAUCAGCAUUUCAACUAAUGCGAAGAAAAAAAGAGGAGUAUGAAUGGAGGAAUAAUAUUUGGAUAAAGGGGCUCCCUUUUAAAAUUUCAUUCUUUCUUUGGAGGGUAUGGAGAAAGAGAAUCCCAACAGAUGAUGUCAUCAAGAAGAUGAAAGUAUAUAUGGCGUCCAAAUGCUACUGUUGUAAUGUGGGGGAAGAGGAAACAAUACAACACAUUUUUCUAACGGCUCUUAUAGCUCAAAAGCUAUGGAAUCACUUUGCUUCUUGUGCAGGUAUAAACAUUGAAGGAUUACAUUUGCAGCAACUUAUCACUACUUGGUGGGAUUGGCCAGCAAAACCUAAGUUGCAGCAAAUACUCAAGGCAAUGCCAGCUAUUAUAAUGUGGGAAUUAUGGAAGAGAAGGAAUGCUAGAAGACAUGGAAGAGAAGUGACAUAUGAGAAGAUGAAGAGUCAGUGUCAUAAAACAGCCCAAAUGUUACUGAGAGUGAAAUACCCAUGGAUAAAAGGAGGUGAUCAGGUUUGGAAGGAUAUGAUUGCCAUACUAAACACAUAUAAGCCAAAAAUACAUUUUCGAGUGGUACACUGGGAUCCACCAGAUGCAGAUUGGGUGACGUGUAAUACAGAUGGGGCUUGCAAGGGAAAUUCUGGACAUAGUUCAUAUGGUUUCAGCAUAAGGGAUACUAAGGGUGAUUUGAUAUAUGCUGAAGCACAGUGCAUUGGGGAGGCUACAAAUAUGGAAGCUGAAUUGAUGGGGUAUGGAUGGCCCUGA
Molecule: messenger RNA, 1068 nt
Organism: Solanum stenotomum
Lineage: Eukaryota; Viridiplantae; Streptophyta; Magnoliopsida; Solanales; Solanaceae
Exons: 1
Coding region: 1-1068 (355 amino acids)
Molecular function (GO): nucleic acid binding
Source: RefSeq, a predicted model, not a curated record